Messenger RNA from Drosophila obscura, 2748 nucleotides. RefSeq lists its product as uncharacterized. Bases 208 to 2322 code for a protein of 704 amino acids. The record is from RefSeq and is a predicted model, not a curated record. The transcript has 4 exons. Lineage: Eukaryota; Metazoa; Arthropoda; Insecta; Diptera; Drosophilidae.
AAAAAAAUCUGAAGAGCUGGAGCCCCCGAUAGCCGUCCGCUGUCGCUGGGUCGUUCGAUUAGCGACGUGGUGAACUUAUGUACAUAUGUAAGCGUAUUUAUGUAUAUAUAUACAAUAUAUUCGGCAGCAACAACAGAGACAGAAAUUCGUGCAAAAUUCGUGAAAUCUGCUGAAAUGCCACCAGCCACAGCAGCGUAAGACAAAGCCAUGGCUCAACUGGAGAAUGUGGGCCAAGGUCAGCAUGCCGCUGUCGGGCCACUGCUUGCCUCCGCCAUGCUGCUCGUGGGCCUACUCUUCGCCCUGCUCGGCAUCAAGAUCUGGGGCUUUCGGCGUCGCCUGACCUUCGAUCGCAGUUCGUCCGGCUCGUCUAGAUCAUCCGCGGCACAGCCACAACAGCCGCCGCCCCGCUAUGCUGCCCAGGAGUCACAGGUAAACGGCACAGACAAUGCAGUGCAUGGCGUGUUCCGGCAGCGCAAUCUCGAGGAAUUCGAAAGCUCAUGGCCUUCAACGACGGCUUCAGCGGGCAACAGCUACUUGACGGGCAGUGUGCCGAACCUUCGAAUGUACUCCCCAGUCACGCCCCGGGAGCGCAGCUUGGGAGAGGCCGGCGAUGUGUCGUAUCGCGCACCGCCCCAAGCACAGCGUCGUCGCCGCAAGGAGGUGCACAGUGCCCACUCUGACUGCUAUGCGGCGCCACCCACUCGCAUGCCACCUUCUCCACCCACAGAGGCGCUGCCACCAGCCACCGACGCGAUGCCAGCGAGAGAUCUAGCAGUCGCUGUGGCUCCUGAGGCGCCUAGCGAACUGGGAAUGCCCAACUUUGAUCACUUUGCGGAGAAAUACGCGCUCAUUAGCGUACAGCCCACGGCGGAUGCGGCCAGCACAACGCAGCUGAGGAGCAAGGACAGUGGGCGCUAUGUCAAGUUCGAGCCGGUCGAUGAUGUGCCAGAGCUGCUGACCCCCGACGAGGAGCAAGGUGCCGCCUCCUCUCUCUCUGUGACUGCUGUGGUGCACCGCGGGGCGCCAUCCAACGAUGAGCACGAAUCAGAAGUGGCGCCCAGUAGUCAGGGAGCCGUCGAUCAGUCCGUGGACUCGGCAUUCGUUGUGGCAGUCAUAGCAGGCAGUCCGGAGACGACAAGCCCACCGCAGGCCCCGAUGGCACGUAGCCUUUUCGACGAUUUGGAAUUGCCGAAUGGCGAGCAGGAUCCGGAGUUUGUGCGCAUCCGUUCCUCCUUUGUGAUGAACGAGGCAGACAUCUUGGACUUGGAUCCGCGGCAGCUGCCAGCGGCAGGCAGUCCGCCUGGCUUUGGCAAGAGCAUCGACGAGGACUGGGAGAACUGGAUGAACCUCGAUGCCGUCGCUGAAGUGCCCGAGCCCAACUGGGCGUUGCAUCCCAGCGCCCUGGAGCAGCUGCCCCCGGUGGAGACCACACUCAGCGAAGCCACUCUGUCGCUGCACAACGUGGAGCAGCUGCCCCCAGUGGAGACUACUCUGAGCGAAGCGACUCUGUCGCUGGACAACGUGCAGCAGGCAGAGGGACUAUUCAAUCAGUUGGAGCCAAUGGAACCAGCUCCGACAAGGCAUGCGGAGUCCCCACCAGCUCUGCCCUGUGCAGAUCCCCCGCCCUACGACCCGGGCACACUCUAUCUGCCUGACUACGAGUCCCUGAUGCAGCUGGAGAACACGCGGGCCAGCCAAACCCUGCCCAAAUACACCGAAGUCGUGAGCAGCAUAGAGGAUCUGUAUGCCGAACUGGAACCGAACGGAGGCUCAGGCACAGGGCCGACAAAUGGAAUUGACAAUUUCGAGGAUCUGUGCCAGGAAAUGGCUGUGGCCGAGACACCGCGACCAGCUCCUCAGCCUACUCCGCGCUCUACCAAGACUAGCACACUCAAUGUACGUGGCGAUGCGGCUCCCCUGGCUUUCUACCAACCCGAAGAGCUGCCCGGCUCCAGUUCCAGCGAUGGCGAGGCGCAGAAUGAAGCCCCCCGUUCGGCACCGAAGCCUGCACAGCGCAAUCCACGCACGCGCAAGGUCCGCUUCGAUGUGGAUAACUUGCAGUACUACCAGUCCGCCGAUGUGGUCACAUCGUCGAGUGCAGAGUCUGAGGAGGAUAACCCUCCUCCUCCGCCACCUCGACCCAUGCUGCGCUCAACCAUAUUCGAGCCAGAGGCGGGCCACAACAUUGUGCCCAGCCUGUUCGGUGCCCAGGUAAUGCAGGGCGACAGCAGCGACGAUGAUGAAGCCUUCGGCCGAGCCAUCAGCCAGCACCGCUCCAUGACAGCAGCACUGCGCACAAUGCAUAACGAUACGGAUGCCUAGGAUCCCGCCCCCGAUCUCUAGUUGCUUGUGCAGCCCGUGCCUCAAUUUCCUUAGAAAAUACAGUAUUUUAUGUGUAACUGACUGGCUCUGGCACUGGCACUGGCUAUGAUCCAAUUACGAGUACGAGUACAUACAUACAUUUCAAAGAUAAGUUGCCAUAUAAUGUUGACUACACGCGUAUAUUAGAAUAAUAAUUAUAAUAAUAAACACAACGAGUAUAGCAGGAAAGCCUUGGCAGAUAACAACAAACGACAAAAGAGCGUCUCUGGGCAUUUAUACAAGAUAAGCAAAUGUUUUGAAGCCGAAUUGGAAUCAAUUUCUCAAUGUCUAGAUAAAGAGUCUGAUAGAUGAACGUCCGUUAUUCGAUAGAGCAUAAAGAUAAUAUGCGAACAAAAAUCAAUAAAGAAAACCAGGAAGAAAACAAGA